Messenger RNA from Microtus oregoni (creeping vole), 8975 nucleotides. It is a transcript of the gene Ttc39b, whose product is annotated as tetratricopeptide repeat domain 39B. The coding region runs from base 246 to 2003 and encodes 585 amino acids. Lineage: Eukaryota; Metazoa; Chordata; Mammalia; Rodentia; Cricetidae. The transcript has 19 exons. The record is from RefSeq and is a predicted model, not a curated record. Gene Ontology annotation, molecular function: protein binding. Gene Ontology annotation, biological process: regulation of cholesterol metabolic process; negative regulation of cholesterol storage; cholesterol homeostasis.
ACAGGUCUUGAAGUCACCCCGCAGUGCUCUGGGGGCCAUCAGAUGCCUGGUUACCUCUUUGCCGGGAUCUGGAGGCCGGGGAACGAAGCAGAAGUUGAAGAUUUCUGCUGGUCUUUAUACUGAGGAAUGGUUCUUUUAGUUGGCUUUUGAAAAGAUCUGGUAGAAGAGAGGGAAGACAGCUUUAAUAGUGGAGCUGUGUUCUCUGCUCUGAAGUUACAGCCGCUGGGAGUCUAUCUCCCUCGGACAUGGCCACAAGCGGCUUUCACUUUGUACCAUGUGACACCAAACGAGCAUCCAGACAUCUUGGAGCAUCUGCUGUGGGCAGUUCAUCAACCAAGGUGGAUCUCAAGAGUGGGCUGGAAGAGUGUGCAGAGGCAUUGAACUUAUUUCUAAGUAACAAGUUUAAAGAUGCCUUGGAGCUGCUUCGUCCAUGGGCCAAGGAGAGCAUGUACCACGCCUUGGGAUACAGCACCAUUGUGGUCUUGCAGGCCAUCAUGACCUUUGAGCAGCAGGACAUCCAGAACGGCAUUUCCGCCAUGAAGGACGCUUUGCAAACCUGCCAAAAAUACAGGAAGAAAUGCACAGUUGUGGAGUCUUUCUCAAGUCUGCUUUCUCGUGGGUCGCUGGAGCAGCUGAGUGAAGAGGAAAUGCAUGCCGAAAUCUGCUACGCCGAGUGUCUCCUACAGAAAGCCGCGCUCACAUUUGUGCAGGAUGAAAAUAUGAUCAACUUCAUCAAAGGUGGACUCAAAAUUAGAACAAGUUACCAAAUAUAUAAAGAGUGCCUUUCCAUCCUGCACGUAAUUCAGAAGAACAAACAGGAGCAGCACUUCUUCUAUGAGUUUGAAGGCGGUGUCAAGCUUGGCACGGGGGCCUUUAAUUUGAUGCUGUCUCUUCUACCAGCAAGAAUUAUCAGACUGCUAGAAUUUAUUGGAUUUUCUGGAAACAGGGACCUGGGCCUUCUGCAGCUGCGGGAAGGUGCGUUGGGAAGCAGCAUGCGGUCCCCGCUCUGCUGCCUUACCAUCCUGGCUUUCCAUACCUACAUCUCCCUUAUUCUUGGUACAGGAGAAGUGAACGUGGUGGAAGCAGAGAGUCUCCUGGCGCCCUUCCUUCAGCAGUUCCCCAAUGGCUCGCUCAUACUGUUCUACCACGCCCGGAUCGAGCUGCUGAAAGGCAAUGCUGAGAAGGCUCAAGAAACGUUUCGAAAAUGCAUUUCAGUUCAAGAAGAGUGGAGACAGUUUCACCAUCUCUGUUACUGGGAAUUAAUGUGGAUUUACAUAUACCAGCAGAAUUGGAUGCAGGCGUAUCAUUAUUCAGACCUACUCUGCAAAGAGAGUAAAUGGUCCAAGGCAACAUAUGUGUUCUUGAAAGCUGCCAUUCUGAGCAUGCUCCCGGAGGAGGAGGUGGCAGUGACCAGUGAGAACGUGGUGGCUCUGUUCAGACAGGUAGACGGCUUGAAGCAGAGGAUCGCGGGGAAAUCUCUCCCAACCGAGAAGUUCGCUGUGAGGAAGGCUCGCCGGUACUCACCCUCCUCAGGAGCCCCGGGGAAGCUCGUCUUACCUGCCCUGGAAAUGAUGUACGUCUGGAAUGGCUUUUCAAUAGUAGCCAAAAGGAAGGACCUUUCUGAAAACCUCUUGGUGACUGUGGAGAAGGCUGAGGCGGCUCUGCAAACUCAGAACUCUGCUGACUCUGUGGAUGAUGAGUGCUUGGUGAAAUUACUGAAGGGAUGCUGCCUCAAGAACUUAGAGCGACCCUUGCAAGCUGAGUUGUGUUUCAACCACAUUGUGGAAAGCGAGAAACUCCUGAAGUACGACCACUAUCUGGUGCCGUUCACUCUGUUUGAGCUGGCGUGUUUGUAUAAAAGCCAAGGGGACAUUGACAAGGCCAUAAAGACCCUAGAAACUGCAAGAAACAACUACAAAGAUUACUCCUUGGAGUCCCGAUUACACUUCAGGAUUCAAGCAGCCCUUCAUCUCUGGAAAAAACCAUCCUCUUCCUCAGACUGAUCAGAAUGCACAGGAUGGAAUCCCCCCAGUUAACAUGGACUCUUGCUGUGGAGAUCAGUCCCAGUUAAGGUGGAAGCAAGAUCCUUCGAAUAAGAAAGGAAACUCUAUUGUCAGGCGCUUCCUGUCACCCGAGUGGCUUCCUGUUCCCCUAUGGAAUGGCAAUCAAUAUUGUAUAGAGAUUCUUAUACUCUGCCUUUAAAAAGAAUUUCACGUUAGAUUUCAAUUGAGGGGUGAAGUCUUUUAAAAGACUGACGGGUACAAUAAAGUCUAGUUAGAUUAUUUAUUUUUUUAAUGCAAAAAUUAAUAUUGUUCAAGUAGCAAAUGGCUUUAUAUGCUGAGCCAUUUUUAGAUUGGCUUGUCCUUUAAACUUCAGAGAUAUUUUAUUGCUUAAUAUUUAAAUCUCAGAGUGGGAAUAAAUAUCGCAUCUAAAAUAAUAUAACAAUGAGCUUCUGAAGGUUCUGAAAGAGAGAAGCAGAGGGCCCGAGGGGUGAAGUCUUCCUAGACUGAAGGACCUGCAUCUCUUUAGGAUGAUGCAACCGUGAAUUCUCGGGUUUCUGCUCUCAGUGAUUGAAAUGGUGGCAUUUUUCAGAAACCAUUCUGUCUUUGAAUGUACUCAUAUCUGAUCCAGCAAUAGCAUUCAAUCAUAUAGACACAUCUCCCAUGUAUCUACAGGAAGAAAACACGGUAUUUUAGACCUCCCUAACCUUAGUGCUAAAGCCUGAGAUAUAGACUCUGACUACUUUUCUUACAGGGAGGAAAAAAAUCCCUGUUGCUUUAAAUGAUAUGUAAAAUAUCAGUCAUUUUUACACUUAGGAUGUGGCUGGCCCAGCACUGACGGCUUUUUUCUUUCUUUCUUUCUUAAACAUCUGGGCUGGGUUUUGGUUCUCUGAGUAGACCCAGAGCAUGGGACUGGAAGAGCCAGGCUCUGCUACUGGUGAGCAGAGAGCAGUUGGCUUUUCUGGAGUCCCCACACCUGCCAAUUACUGUAUCUUCCUCUCUUGUGAAAUAGAAAAAGAACAGGUGACUUCAACGUUCUCUCUGAGUUUUAUAACCAUGAGUCUGUGUAUUAGGUACUUCCAGCACAGUUUAGCAUUCAAUUCACAUUCUCCCCAUUUAGAAUGUUUUAUAGUAUUUUUUUCAAUGCCACUCCCUUUCCUUCCAAUCCAAUGCCUAUAGUAGUUACAGCUAAGGGCCAGAUCCCAUCCAGUGAGGAAAAGCAGUUCACGAGUCCAUGAGUCAGGGUUUUGUUCCGUUUUCUUGUCUAUAUGGUAGUUGACUCCACAUUCCCCAGGUGACACCCCGAGUUUGUAGUUGGGAGUCUCUCCCUGUUGGUGAAUAGUUAGCAACGUAAAACAAAUAACUUGGCCUUUCUAGGACUUGGACUUCCCAGUGGGAAUGACAAGGUAGACGCAGUGCUCUGAGGCCUCAGUGAAGUGGUGUAUUUGGUAGCUUUCUGUACACUGGGGAAGCUAUAGACACAGGAGUGAGUCUGACCAUUAGGGCUUUGUGCAUGGAUUACAGUAUCUAUAUGAAAGUAUCCUCUGAGUCUGUGGUCUGUGCCGUAAGAUGAAGUGAAUGUGGGCAGCCAGAAGCCUCUCUGUUUAUGCAGUUACCACUGAGAGCAGCCCAGAUCAUGGAGUGGCUCCUGCUCCCCCCUCCUGCAGUUCCCAUGCUCAGCAUUGGUGCUGUGUUACAUAAGGUACCAUUUCUUGACCAACAUUGAGGAAGCAUUUCUUGAAGAAGGUGAUUAAUACACUUCUUCAACAUGGGGGCAGAUAACAUCAUGUCACAUUAAUAUGAAUUAUACAACCAGCUACAGAUAGAAGGGGAAAUAAAUUGUCAUGAUACUAUAGAAAUAUAUUCUAUAAUUAUAUAUAUAAGACUUUGAAGAAAAGUUUAUAAAUUCUUUAGGAGAACAUGGAUAACAUUAUUUUAAAAACAUAUAUUAUUAAAGAAUAUAUCUGGGAGUAGUGGCACAUUCCUUUAAUCCCAGCACCUGGGAAGCAGGGGCAGGUGGAUCUCUAAGUUUGAGGCCAGCCUGGUCUGCAUAGUGAGUUCCAGGCCAGCCAUAACUACAUAGUGAAACCAUGUCUCCAAAAAGAAACAAACAAAAAGAAUAUAUAUCCAUAUUUUGUGAGAAACUGUCAGAGCUCAUGGUCUGUAACAAUAAAUUCCCAUUCUGGUAUAAAAUGAAAAAAAAAAAUGAAGCUAAAAACAGCUAUUGUAGGCUGGUGAGAUGGGUCAGCAGUUAGAAUCCUUCCUGCUUCUCCAGGGACCAGAGCCUGUUUUUCACUACCAUGUCAGACAGUUCUCACCUGCUGGAACUCCAGAAGAGCUGACAGGCACCCAGACAAACAUGGCAUAUGCUCACACAGAAGAAGCACACAUGUGUACAUGAGUAGAUAAUCUUUUUUAAAAUGACUGCUUUUACAUUAUCAAACAAAUUUAUCUGUGCCAUUUUUUUUUGAUUUGUGGGGUUUUUAUUUGUAUUUUAUUUGUAACUUUGCCAGUUAGCCGUGUGGAUCAUCUAUCUAGUGACCUUAUAGAUACUGUAAUAGACAUUUAUCUGUUUCCUGUCAUGUUCAAGACAUUGUACAGGCACCGUUUUCUUAGGAUGUUUGUAAGGGUCAUCUUCUACAACCUGUUUCGUGAUUUAGGAUGUUUGCGUAAGAGACACCAUUUUAUCUGUCAUCUUUGUGAGGCACUGGUAGUGGCUUGGGACUCUGUUAUGUCUAAGGACAGUUUGUAUAGCCACUGGCAAAAUUGCUUCUGUUUAUUUUUAAAUAGCGAGGCAGUGUUCUGAUUGGUGCUUUGCCUUGGCGAGUAGGAAAGCCUGGAAGGUUAACAACAUCAACUCCUGUGUAUAUUUGAAUGCUUGCUCUUAUCUAAGGACAGUUUGUAUAGCCACUGGCAAAAUUGCUUCUGUUUAUUUUUAAAUAGCGAGGCAGUGUUCUGAUUGGUGCUUUGCCUUGGCGAGUAGGAAAGCCUGGAAGGUUAACAACAUCAACUCCUGUGUAUAUUUGAAUGCUUGCUCUUCCUGCAUGUAGAAUUACAGAGCACACAGUUUUGUGGCUUUCUGUAUGUUCUGAGGACAGGAGGAGACAGUGGGUAGGAGUUACAGGGAGAUAAACUCCACAUUCCUCUGUGGGAAGGACAAUGUGCGGUCAUUAGAGCAAUGCAGCAGGCUACCCAGCUUCUUAGAAAGGGGUGAGUUAGCAGCCCUGGGUGACUGUCGUCCCUCCCUGGCCUAAGGGCCUGGGUUAAUUGAAUUGGAGGUCAAGUCAUUCUACAAUUUUUUGAUCAGGGCUUAAACCCUGUGGUGUGGAAGGGUGAAAAGCGAGUGCCCCCCUCUUCAAAGUAGAAGUGCCCGCUCUUUCUCUAGUCAUUUUAUUGUGAUGGGCACUAGCAGCACCUGCUGUCAAAGCUCACGUGAUUCUGUCUCCCAUCCAUCCCCGGGAGGUUUAGUGAUCUUGUUAGUAGAGCCCUGCUCCCUGGACAGCAAGAGUGAUUUAAGAACAGUCUUUAUGACCAAGUGGAAAAAUCAAUUCUUGUCAAUUCCCUAGACAUUUCAUUUUUCCUGUGUCCUUUUCCCCCCUUUGUUGAAUUCCCUCAGUUUCUGAAUCACCAGUUCUGGUGUGGUUAGUUGUAAUUAGUGAGGCCUCCGAUGACUGAAAUCCUACGCGCUUGUGAUCCAUCGGGUCUGGAUCUUAGCAAAUUAUUUUGUCCUUUUUGGCCAUUGAACAUACUGCGUCUGCUGUCCUUCUCAGUCAGCUGUGGCUGCCAGGCUCCUGAAAUGGCCAUGGGCAGUGGCACCUUUCUUCUUGCCUGCAGCAGUUCUCAGAGGCUCCAGGGUUCUUGCCCCCUGGCACUCUGGCAUUUGCUUGCUGUCCGCGGUGACUGCCCAUUCCUCAUCCAUUGCACCACCUCGUCAGCUAUCUCUCAGUAGUUACUCUGUUUAAGUGCCCUUCAACUUUGAUUCUCCCAUGUAUUUGGUGUAUGAACAUUGAUUGGUCUCACCCCUGGGAACUCCUUGUGUGCUCAUCCAUACGUCCCUGUUCUUAAGAAUUCUUGGGUAGUCUUAUUUUAUAAACUGUCUCUGUAUGUUGCAAUUGUUAGGUUGCUUUCAUGAAUAAGAUAAUUUCUGAAAAUUUAAUGAACACUUUGUGAUACGUUUACAUCACCAACAUGCUGACGUUGACCCUCUUAGCUAUUUCAAUAUGCUACUUACAGAUUGUUUGACACAAUUGAUCCACUUAAGGGAUAAUAUGGAAGAUGAUUUAUCUAAAUUUAAAUAUUUUAUGCCUUCCAGUUGCCUAUUGUGAGUAACUUAAGCUGUUUAAGGAUCUCUUUAUUAGAUACAGUGGUAGAUCUAAUGUGUCACUAGAUUGGUCUAAACAUAAGUAAUAUGAAACAACCCAUAUUGGCUAAUCCUUCAUGCCCUUUUAGGAGUGGAGUUGUUUCUUCAUAUUGCUCUCCCACCAUCCAGUUAUUUACAUAUUUUACUGUAUGUAUUAGAUUGCUAGAAGCCUGCCUCCCAGUUAGUAUUUUGGUCUAUUGUACAUUUGCUGUUAGCUUUUAUUAUUUUAGAAUGUUGAACUUGAAAUGUAAAGGGCCCAUCAGACUCUAUCAAGGAAGAUGGCCUUGCUGUUGAACAGUUCCAUCUGAUCUGGACAGACCUUCAUAUCCGUUCCAGUCCAUUUAUAAAACUUGAUCACUUCAGAAGGAAGUGAUAGGAGAGCUAUUCCGUGUACUGAGACGGCUGAGCAGGUUCUCAGCCUGAACCACGCAGAGGAUAUAUAGAUUGAACACUAGAGAAGACUAAGCCCCACCCCCUCCUGUUUGCAGCAUACAGCGAGUGACAUGUGUUCAUCACAGUUAGUCAUACUGCAGCAGGACUGUGCAAAAACUCAAAGCAGAUGCUUCACUGUAUUUAAAUAAUAAAGAAUUCUGUACAUGCCUACAGGUUGAAUUUUAUUUUAUUUUUGCGGUGCUAGAAAUGAAACCCCGAGGGCUGGUGUUUGCUUUGUAAGUGUUCUACAACUGAGCCACAUCCUCGGCCACAGGUUGAAUAUUGAAUAGGAAAAAUCAAGGUACAAUAGUAGCAAACUUAAUGACAAUAAACACAUAGGACACUUUGUCAACCGAGCACUUCCUAGAAGUGUGUAAUUUAAAGGCUGAACACGGGACAUGUGCAUAUUAUGUCAGGUGCAUUUGUUUUAUUGCUCCUUAGCUUUUUCUUCAGGGCUUUGAAUUAAAAGUCUUGGUAGUUUGGGUACCAAAAGAAAAUAAAAAGAAAUUGUUUUCAGUGGAACACAACUGAUAAUGAGGGUCUCUGAAAGAAUAUUGCUUACAUUUACUUUGGAAGGAGUUGUAUUCUUCUGAGUUUGAAGGUGUGGCACUUUCUGCUUGAGGAAUUACACAGGCCUCCAGCUCCAGUCUCACUCUGAACAGGGCAGACUGCCCAGGUUGCAGUUUGGGAGAUAGCAAAUGAGUAUAAAUGAGUUUUCACAAAUUCCCUUUUCUCCUGAAAUGUUCCCCCUACCACCACCACCACCACCACCACCACCACCACCACCACCACCACCACCACCACCAUCACCACCGUAGACUAAAUGCUUUCUGUAUGGCUCUCCUCUUGCCUACUCCUAUCCUAGGGCAUAAACCAUGCAUAUUGGCACACGGCUAAGGAAACACUGGACCACUGAGCACCCAGCCCAAGUAGUUUCCAGGAAAAAGGAGGUUGUGGUAAACAUCUUAAAUCUCAGGCUUUUGGUUGUGUUUAAUGAUGUAAGAAAACAGCACUGUUUGGGUCCAAGAUUUACAGAAAGGCACACGUGUGCCACAGAUGUGUGCUGUGCAGUAAGGCACAUAACGGUUAACCGUGUGCCUCACCCAGCCACUGUGUCAUGGGAAUUCUAGAGCCGAGUAUUUUUCAUCACUUUUCCUUUUGCUGACUGUUGGUAUUUGAACACCUGAACGGAUGUUAGUUGUCUCUUUAUCGAUUGCUAUUUUAAAAUAUUUAUUGCAGAUGUGCAUAGAAUUUUGAUGCAAAUUAUAUACAAAGGCAUAUACGUAUAUAUUUAAUAACUGAAACGUAUUAUUUUAUUGUACAACUUAUUUCCAAAGCAAAUUUACUUUGUAAAUGUCUUUUGAGACUUUUUUUUUUGCCUCAGAAAUACAAAAAGUAACUCUGUGUUCUCUCUGGUUUGUAUGAGGUACAUUUGAUUUUCACUUACUUUUGAUUAAGCAAAAUUAAGGCAUGUAUGAACCAACUUGGAGCUUUCUGUUGAACCAUCCAAGUGCCUGUCCGUACUUGGGACUGAGUGCCGUGCGGUCAGACAUGGAUGUGUCUUGUCUCUGUCUCCUUUCCUCAUUGUGCUUAAGCAUGGUUUUAUGGGGUGAUUCUCAACAGUCAGUUUUACAGAGGAAAACCAUCUUAGAAAUGGAAGCCAUCCAGACUCUGUAAAAUGAGUGUGUUACUAAUACCCAUCUGCUAACCAGUGGACUAGCUUCAGGUCCUGGAGAGGGAAAGAGACCAUUAGGAAGCUUUCCAUCAGUCAAGGAGGAGGAAGAGGACUGUGAACUAGCAUCUUCUCAUGUAAAAGCUGUGUUUCCAUGGCUUCUGUGUGUUGAUUUUGUGUUAAUGUUAUCAUCCGUGAUGUGUAAGUCAAUGUAGAUAAAGAUUUAAAUUUUCAACAUGAAGACAAGAGUUCCUGUUUCUAUUUUUACAAUUUAGACAGUUUUGAAAACAGAUAUCACAUUAGAAAUUGUAUUUUUAAGUGCAAAUAAAUAAAUCUGAAAGUCAGUGUUUCCCUCUUCUUCCCUUGUACCUUAGAGAAGGCUCCUUGUUAGUAGGGACAUAUUUCAGUUGCCAGAUUGUUUUCAGAAUCCUCUAUUUUCAUAUUGCUGUAAUCGGUUUACCUACGAUGUGCAAUGAUUUGUUAUUUAAAUAAAUGACUCUCGAUAAAGUUA